Molecule: messenger RNA, 5400 nt
Organism: Drosophila ficusphila
Lineage: Eukaryota; Metazoa; Arthropoda; Insecta; Diptera; Drosophilidae
Gene: chb
Product: CLIP-associating protein
Exons: 2
Coding region: 729-5222 (1497 amino acids)
Biological process (GO): mitotic spindle assembly
Cellular component (GO): mitotic spindle; cytoplasmic microtubule; spindle microtubule
Molecular function (GO): microtubule binding
Source: RefSeq, a predicted model, not a curated record
GCAUUUAGUAACACUGAAAACUUUUUUCGCAACGCAACGGGGUGGCGAAACGCUGCCGAAAAUCAAGCUAAAACCGUGUAAUUAUCCACAAGCCGUGGCCAACAAGCGUUCCGGUGCCGAGGCGCUGCAAAAUGUGAUGUUUGCCGGGCUCAGCAAACGCUCGGCGACCGCAGACAAAGUGCAAAACCCAAACCUCUGACCCAAGCGCGUCAUCUCACCCAAAGGAGUGAGCGAGAGAGAGGGAGAAAAACUAGCGCUGCCGAAGACGUUGGAAUUCGUGAGCUUUUGUUGUUGCUGCAGUACAGCAAUAACGGUAGAGAGACAACAACAACAAAUACCAAUGACAAAGUGAAACUGACUGCGCUGCCCCAAAAACAACAAUAACAAUAGCAACAAAGCGAUAUAGGAAGAGCAAAACUGUGAUCUCUGCUUUACUUUUUUUGGGGGGCAAUUGUUCAAUUUGGCUGUGCUCGAAAGUUAAUUUAGUCAACUCGUUACGCGUAUUUGCGGUGUUUGGCAACGCUUUUUCCAACCGACGUCUGGAAAAUCAAUUCUUCGGCUUGCCAAAGAGCAACAACAACUAGCAGUUGUUGAAUUUUUUUUACUGCUGCUGCGGCCCAGCCCAAAACAAAAAGGCAAAGAAGCAGCGAAGAGAAGGAAGGAGAAGAAGCAGCGCAGCCGGAUUUGCAAAUAGCUUGCGGCAGCGCGAACGAAGGUUAGCUGGAAAGAUGGCCUACCGAAAGCCCAGCGAUCUGGAUGGAUUCAUCCAGCAGAUGCCCAAGGCGGAUAUGCGCGUCAAGGUGCAGCUCGCCGAGGAUCUGGUUACGUUCCUGAGCGACGACACAAACUCGAUUGUCUGCAUGGACAUGGGCUUCCUCAUCGAUGGAUUGAUGCCAUGGCUGACGGGCAGCCACUUUAAGAUUGCACAAAAGUCCCUGGAGGCGUUCUCGGAGCUGAUCAAGCGCCUGGGCAGCGAUUUCAACGCAUACACAGCGACCGUUUUGCCACAUGUGAUCGAUCGGCUGGGCGACAGCAGGGACACGGUCCGCGAGAAGGCGCAACUCCUGCUGCGCGACCUCAUGGAGCACCGAGUGCUUCCGCCUCAGGUGCUGAUCGACAAACUGGCCGCCAGCUGCUUCAAGCACAAGAACGCCAAGGUGCGCGAGGAGUUCCUGCAGACGAUAGUGAAUGCUCUCCACGAGUACGGCACCCAGCAGCUCAGCGUGCGCGUCUAUAUUCCGCCAGUUUGUGCCCUCCUCGGCGAUCCCACGGUGAACGUGAGAGAAGCGGCCAUCCAGACGCUGGUGGAGAUCUAUAAGCAUGUGGGGGAUCGCCUGCGGCCGGACCUGCGUCGCAUGGAUGACGUGCCCGCCUCGAAACUGGCGAUGCUGGAGCAAAAAUUCGAUCAGGUGAAGCAGGAGGGCCUUCUGCUGCCUUCCGCCCUUAAAAACACCAAUGGCAAUGGCAAUGGAGUUGGUUUGGACGAGGCGGACAACAUCGGGAUAAGGGAGCGACCCACCCGGAUGAUCAAGCGACCUCUGCACUCGGCCAUCUCUUCAUCGCUGCGCUCCAAACAGAGUGUAAACGACGUGAGCGGUGAUGCCGGUGCCGUGACCAUGGAGACCUUUGAAUCAAGCUUCGAGGCGGUCCCGCAGUUGAGCAUCUUCCACGCCAAGGACAUGGACGACAUCUACAAGCAAAUACUGGUGAUCAUUAGCGACAAGAACGCCGACUGGGAAAAGAGAGUGGAUGCUCUGAAGAAGAUCCGGGCACUGCUCAUCCUCAGUUACCACACCCAGCCGCAGUUUGUGGCCGUCCAGCUGAAGGAGCUGUCUUUAAGCUUCCUGGACAUCCUCAAAGAGGAGCUGCGCUCACAGGUGAUCCGCGAGGCGUGCAUCACCAUCGCCUACAUGUCCAAGACGUUGCGGAACAAACUGGAUGCCUUCUGCUGGAGCAUUCUGGAGCAGCUUAUCAAUCUGAUCCAGAACAGCGCCAAGGUCAUUGCUUCGGCCUCCACGAUAGCCCUGAAGUACAUCAUCAAGUACACACAUGCGCCAAAACUGCUCAAGAUCUACACGGACACACUGAAUCAAUCAAAAUCAAAGGACAUUAGGUCCACGCUCUGCGAGCUGAUGGUGCUGCUCUUCGAGGAGUGGCAGACGAAGGCGCUGGAGCGGCAUGCCACCAUUCUGCGGGAUACAUUGAAGAAAUCCAUCGGUGAUGCGGACUGCGAUGCGCGCCGGCAUUCCAGGUGUGCCUACUGGGAGUUCAGGCGGCACUUUCCCGAUCUGGCGGAUCAGAUAUAUGGCACUCUGGACAUAGCCGCCCAGCGGGCGUUGGAAAGGGAGCGCGAGGGUGGCGGCGGAGGAGGAGGAGGAAGUGUGGCUCCGCCGGAAACUAGACGCACUGUAUCCCGCAUCGGCCGAACUCCUGGGACCCUGCAGAAGCCCGCGGCCAGUAUGCGAUCCAUUUCAGCCGUGGACACGGCGGCUGCCCAAAGAGCCAAAGCCCGGGCUCAAUAUACACUUUAUUCUAGGCAAAGAAAGCCGCUGGGACCGAGCAACUCCAACCAGACACCGAUGACGGGGGCGGCGGCCAGUGGAUCGCUGCCCAGACCACGCCUCAAUUCCAACAGCGGUGCCACGCCGGCCACCACACCGGGAUCGGUGACGCCGCGCCCUCGCGGACGAGCAGGUGUCUCGCAGUCACAGCCAGGAUCACGUUCCACCUCGCCAAGCACAAAGCUGCGGGAUCAGUACGGCGGAAUUAGUAGCUACUAUCGCGGAGCCACUGGCGCCAUACCGAAGAAGGCCUCUGGCAUACCCAGAAGUACGGCGAGCUCCAGGGAAACGAGUCCAACUCGAUCAGGAGGCGGUGGCCUGAUGAAGCGCAGCAUGUACUCGACGGGAGCGGGAGCACGGCGAACGCCGGAGAGGAAUAAUCCCGUGAGGCCCUCGGCGGCAGCACGACUCCUGGCCCAAUCCCGUGAAGCAGAGCACACACUGGGCGUCGGCGAAGACGGACAGCCGGACUAUGUGUCCGGAGACUACAUGCGCAGCGGUGGAAUGCGGAUGGGCAGGAAGCUGCUGGGACGAGACGAGUCCGAUGACAUAGACUCCGAGGCCAGCUCCGUGUGCUCGGAGCGAUCCUUUGACUCCAGCUACACGAGGGGCAACAAAUCGAACUAUUCGCUGAGUGGUAGCCACACCCGACUGGACUGGAGCACGCAGCGGGCGCCCUUUGACGACAUCGACACGAUCAUUCAGUUCUGCGCCUCGACACAUUGGUCGGAACGGAAGGACGGGCUGAUCAGCCUCACCCAGUAUCUGGCCGACGGCAAGGAGCUCACGCAGCAGCAGUUGCAGUGCGUCCUGGACAUGUUCCGCAAGAUGUUCAUGGACACGCACACGAAGGUGUACUCGCUGUUCCUGGACACGGUCACCGAGCUGAUUCUGGUGCAUGCUCCCGAGCUGCACGACUGGCUCUUCAUCCUGCUGACGCGCCUGUUCAACAAGCUGGGCACCGAUCUUCUCAACUCGAUGCACAGCAAGAUCUGGAAGACGCUGCAGGUUGUGCACGAAUACUUCCCCACGCAACUCCAGCUCAAGGAGCUCUUCAGGAUUAUCUCCGACUCGACGCAGACGCCGACAACCAAGACGCGCAUCGCCAUCCUGCGCUUCCUCUCCGAACUGGCCAACACGUACUGCAAGAGCAGCGACUUCCCCAGCGACCAGAGCCAGGCCUGCGAGCGGACGGUCCUCAAGCUGGCCCAGCAGGCGGGCGACCAGAAGUCGAUGGAGCUGCGCUCGCACGCCAGAAGCUGCCUGGUGGCCCUGUACAACCUGAACACUCCGCAGAUGACCCGGCUGCUGGCCAACCUGCCAAAGGGCUACCAGGACUCGGCCCGUUCCUGCAUUCAGUCGCACAUGCGCCGACAGAGCCAAAGCGGCAACUCGGGUGCCAAUUCGCCUAGCAGCUCUCCGUUGAGCAGCAGCAGUCCCAAGCCCUUGCAGAGUCCCUCGGUGGGACCGUUCGCCUCGCUGCAGAGCCACCACCAGCUCAGCCUGAGCUCCACUAGUCCCCGCUCGCGGCAGUCGUCCGUGGAGCAGGAGCUGCUCUUCUCCUCGGAGCUGGACGCCAUUCAGCACAAUAUCCAGAAGACGUCGGAGGAGAUCCGGCACUGCUUCGGCGGCCAGUAUCAGACGGCGCUGGCGCCCAAUGGCUUCAAUGGACACCUGCAGUACCACGAUCAGGGUCAGCAGGACUCGUGUGCCUCCCUGUCUUCCAACUCCAAGACGCAAUCGUCAGCCAACACCACGCAGUCGAAUACCCCGGAGUCGGCCACCAUGCGUCUGGACAAUCUGGAGCGGGAUCGAGCCGCCCACAUCGCCAAGUCGCCGCAGCCAACGGGCGAUGCCAAGGUGCCCACGUUCUCGCUGAAUAUGGCGGAGAACGGCGAGCUGAUUUUGGCCAGUGACCUCAUGGAGAGCGAAGUGGUGCGCGUGGCCUUGACCCUCACAAAAGAUCAGCCCGUGGAGCUGCUACAGACGUCGCUCACCAACCUGGGCAUCUGCAUCAAGGGCGGCAAUUGUGAGCUGCCAAACAAGCACUUCAGGUCGAUCAUGCGGAUGCUGCUGAACAUUUUGGAGGCGGAGCAUACGGACGUGGUCAUCGCUGGCCUGCACGUGCUGAGCAAGAUCAUGCGCAGCAGCAAGAUGCGCCACAACUGGAUGCACUUCCUGGAGCUGAUCCUGCUGAAGAUCAUCCAGUGCUAUCAGCACAGCAAGGAGGCUCUGCGGGACAUCGACUCGAUGAUACCGAGGAUAGCGCCUUCCCUGCCGCUGGACCUGUCCAUCAACAUUGUCAAUCCGGUGAUUGCGACGGGCGAGUUCCCCACGAAUCUGUGCGCCAUCAAGAUCCUGCUGGAGGUGACCGAGCACCACGGCUCGGAGAUCACGGACGCCCACCUGGACAUUGUGUUCCCGAAUCUGGCGCGAUCGGCGGACGACACGCAAUCGAUGGUGCGCAAGGCGGCGGUCUUCUGCAUCGUCAAGCUCUAUUUCGUGCUCGGCGAGGAGAAGGUCAAGCCGAAGCUCUCCGUGCUGAAUCCCAGCAAGGUGCGGCUGCUCAACGUGUACAUCGAGAAGCAGCGCAACUGCAUCGGUGGCGGCGGCGGUGGCGGCAGCUCGACGAAGAACUCGUCGGCGGCAUCGUCGUCAUGAUUUCGGGGGACUUCGCCAGGGUUCCUGCACCAGCACCACAAAUAAGACACGGACGCAGUGACACCACUCGGCCAGCUAAGGAAGUGAGGAGCGGCGGACAUUUAAUGAUAUAUAAUACAUUAACUAAUUAUUUAUAACUAAUUAUUACCGAUGAUCCGAUAAAUGUGUAACUGUUCGA